Chaetomium strumarium is the source of this 1911-nucleotide messenger RNA. Its product is annotated as GWT1-domain-containing protein. Lineage: Eukaryota; Fungi; Ascomycota; Sordariomycetes; Sordariales; Chaetomiaceae. Gene Ontology annotation, molecular function: glucosaminyl-phosphatidylinositol O-acyltransferase activity. Gene Ontology annotation, cellular component: membrane; endoplasmic reticulum. Bases 211 to 1731 code for a protein of 506 amino acids. Gene Ontology annotation, biological process: GPI anchor biosynthetic process; protein localization to plasma membrane. The record is from RefSeq and is a predicted model, not a curated record. The transcript has 2 exons.
GGAAGUCGCAAGCUAGCAUAUGCGAAGGUUGGAUCUCCACUAUUACUUCUCACUUCGACAAACACAUACCGCCGCAACCGACAAACGGGCUCUGGGAUCCCCGUCCCAAUUGCUGCUGGACCAUCUGCUGAGGAGAUGUUUUCCUGACAUUGGAUACUGAGCUCUUUCAUCGCCCCAUUUCCCCCUUUUCGCCGCUUUCCUUUCCCCACUAUGGCCGAGACGGGUAGCAACACGGCUGCGUCGACGGCGCAGAGCUACAAGCAGCUAAAGGAGGACUUUGUGUCGAACCUCUCCGGCGGAUCAGUGACCGAGAUCGCGCAUGUCUGCGCAGUGGCACCGGUCGUCGCCCUCCUGUGGUCCGUCCUUCAAGCUCGGCAGUCCUUCUUCAGGCCGUACACUUCCUUGGCCUUCAUAGUCGACUUCCUCCUGAAUGUAGGCGCCCUCCUGCUCUCUGUCACCCUUUACUCGAACGCGCCGCUGCUCCUCAACAUCCUCCUCCUGACGGCUGCCGCCUUUGUUUACUUCGUCCCUCCGAAUGUCCCGUCCGCGCGCAAGAAGCCCCAGCUCCCGCCCGAUGUCCAGUCUAAGACACCGGCGGACCCGCCCAGCGCCCUGUCCACCAAGCCGUUUCUGACCAACUACCGCGGCAACAUGAUGGUCGUCACCUGCAUAUGCAUCCUCGCCGUCGACUUCCGACUGUUCCCGCGCCGGUUCGCGAAGGUUGAGACCUGGGGCACGUCGCUGAUGGACAUGGGCGUCGGGUCGUUUGUCUUCUCAGCUGGCGUUGUCGCCUCCCGACCCGUGCUGAAGGAGCGCGCCGAGGGUAGGACCACACCCCUGAGCCACCGGUUGAUGCGGGCGCUGCGCCACUCCUUGCCACUCCUGGCUCUCGGCCUUGUGAGACUUCUCAGUGUGAAGGGCCUGGAUUAUGCCGAGCAUGUGACUGAGUAUGGAGUGCAUUGGAACUUCUUCUUCACGCUGGGUUUCUUGCCACCUUUCGUGGCGCUCUUCCAGUCGGCUCUGAAGGUAGUGCCCUCGUAUGCCGGCCUUGCGCUCCUAUUGGCCGUCUUGUACCAGGUCGUCUUGGAGAGCACGGACUUGAAGGCUUACAUUCUCGCCGGGCCCCGGACCAACCUGUUGUCCAUGAAUAGGGAGGGUGUCUUCAGCUUCUGGGGAUACCUCGCCAUUUUCCUCGCCGGCCAGGACACAGGCAUGUUUGUCCUGCCAAGGAGUCUCACUGCCCGCGGCGUGACCGGGACCAUCACUAGGUCCAAGCGCAAUACGCUUCUACUCACCUUGGUCGUGUGGUCGCUGGUCUGGAUCACGCUCUACUUCUUCUGCACCGACUACACCUACGGUGCGGGGUUGACCGUGUCUCGGAGACUGGCCAAUCUGCCGUACAUGCUGUGGGUCGUGGCCUCUAAUAGCACGCUUGUCUUAGCCUUCUGCCUGGUCGACACGCUCUUCUUCCCGGCGUUCUACAAGGCGCAGGACGCCAAAGCGGAGAAGGAAGCCUACAACACUGCGACGAGCCGAGUACUGAGAGCGUAUAACCGCAACGGACUGGCCAUCUUUCUGCUGGCUAACCUCCUGACCGGCUUGGUCAAUAUGACGGUGCGCACGCUAGAUGUGAGCAGCAUCACGACGAUGGUGAUAUUGGUUGGGUAUAUGGGAGCCCUGACCGCCGCCGCUGUCACGUUGGACAUGUACGAUAUCACCAUUAGAUUGUAGAUAAAGGGUGACGAAGGUGAGAUUUUGGUGUGACAGGUUCUGUCCAGAGCGGCCUGGCCUGGCAGCGGUAUCUCUUGGGUUGGGUGUCGUCAGAUCAUGCCCAUUUCUGAGCGUGCAGAAGAGUGAGACAUGCUGGCCGUUUGCAGCGGGUGAGUGCAGCCACAGGUGAUCGCUCUGCCU